GAGAGGGCGCUCGAGGCUGCUUGAACUGGAGCAAGCUAAGGAGGCGGGGAGGCGGUGUCCGCACUCGCUCGCCUGCUCUCUCUUUUCCCGGCGCCGCUUUGGGUUCGCUGCUGUGCUUCCUUUUCGCCCACUGCUUAUUUGCGCGCUGCGGAGCGGUCGUCUAUCCGCCCAAUCCAGGCUCAUUUCGGGAGUAGUACGUGCCAGCGGACACCGAGGGGAGAGCGACUCGGCGCCACACCUGUGGAGCCGGCGGCCGUCGGGGGUGCCGGCCGAACUCCCGCCGCGUGCGUGCUUCGGCCAACAGUCCGCCCGGGCCCCGGGGGAGGUGCGCCCCCCGGCUGGGCGCCGCAGACACCAUGGGGCUCCCAGCGCUGGAGUUCAGCGACUGCUGCCUCGACAGCCCUCACUUCCGAGAGACGCUCAAGUCGCAUGAAGCGGAGCUGGACAAGACCAACAAAUUCAUCAAGGAGCUCAUCAAGGACGGAAAGUCUCUCAUCAGCGCGCUCAAGAAUUUGUCUUCAGCAAAGCGGAAAUUUGCAGACUCUUUAAAUGAAUUUAAAUUUCAGUGCAUUGGAGAUGCAGAAACGGAUGACGAAAUGUGUAUAGCAAGGUCUUUGCAAGAGUUUGCCACCGUGCUCAGGAAUCUUGAAGAUGAACGGAUACGGAUGAUUGAGAAUGCCAGUGAGGUGCUUAUCACCCCCUUGGAGAAGUUUCGAAAGGAGCAAAUUGGGGCUGCCAAGGAAGCCAAAAAGAAGUAUGACAAGGAGACGGAGAAGUAUUGUGGCAUCUUAGAAAAACACUUGAAUUUAUCUUCCAAAAAGAAAGAAUCUCAGCUUCAGGAGGCAGACAGCCAAGUGGACCUGGUCCGACAGCAUUUCUAUGAAGUGUCCCUGGAGUAUGUCUUCAAGGUGCAGGAAGUCCAAGAGAGAAAGAUGUUUGAGUUCGUGGAGCCUCUACUGGCAUUCUUGCAAGGACUCUUCACUUUCUAUCAUCAUGGUUAUGAACUGGCGAAGGAUUUCAGCGACUUCAAGACACAGCUGACCAUUAGUAUUCAGAAUACAAGAAAUCGCUUUGAAGGCACUAGGUCAGAAGUGGAAUCACUGAUGAAAAAGAUGAAGGAGAAUCCUCUUGAGCAUAAGACCAUCAGUCCCUAUACCAUGGAAGGGUACCUCUACGUUCAGGAGAAACGUCACUUUGGGACUUCUUGGGUGAAGCACUACUGUACAUACCAACGGGAUUCCAAACAAAUCACCAUGGUACCAUUUGAUCAAAAGUCAGGAGGGAAGGGGGGAGAAGAUGAAUCAGUCACUCUCAAAUCCUGUACAAGGCGGAAAACAGACUCUAUUGAGAAAAGGUUUUGCUUUGAUGUAGAAGCAGUGGACAGGCCGGGGGUUAUCACCAUGCAGGCACUGUCGGAAGAGGACCGGAGACUCUGGAUGGAAGCCAUGGAUGGCCGGGAACCCGUCUACAACUCGAACAAAGACAGUCAGAGCGAAGGGACAGCGCAGUUGGACAGCAUUGGGUUCAGCAUAAUCAGGAAGUGCAUCCACGCUGUGGAAACCAGAGGGAUCAAUGAGCAAGGGCUGUACCGUAUUGUGGGGGUCAACUCCAGAGUGCAGAAGUUGCUGAGUAUCCUGAUGGACCCCAAAACAGCUUCUGAAACAGAAACAGAUAUCUGUGCCGAAUGGGAGAUAAAGACCAUCACGAGUGCUCUGAAGACCUACCUAAGAAUGCUUCCAGGACCACUCAUGAUGUACCAGUUUCAGAGAAGUUUCAUCAAAGCAGCAAAGCUGGAGAACCAAGAAUCUCGGGUCUCUGAAAUCCACAGCCUUGUUCAUCGGCUCCCAGAGAAAAAUCGGCAGAUGUUACAGCUGCUUAUGAACCACUUGGCCAAUGUUGCUAAUAACCACAAGCAGAAUUUGAUGACGGUGGCAAACCUUGGCGUGGUGUUUGGACCUACCUUGCUGCGGCCUCAGGAAGAAACUGUAGCAGCCAUCAUGGAUAUCAAAUUCCAGAACAUUGUUAUUGAGAUCCUCAUAGAAAAUCAUGAAAAGAUAUUUAACACCAUGCCAGAUGUGUCACUCACCAAUGCCCAGCUGCACCUGUCUCGAAAGAAGAGCAGUGACUCCAAGCCCCCAUCGUGCAGCGAGAGGCCCCUGACGCUCUUCCACGCUGUACAGUCCUCAGAGAAACAGGAACAAAGGAACAGCAUCAUCAACUCUAGUCUGGAAUCUGUGGUCUCAUCAAAUGCAAACAGCAUCCUUAAUUCCAGCACCAGCCUACAGCCAAACAUGAACUCCAGUGACCCAGAUCUGGAUGUGAUCAAACCCACCCGGCCCAACUCACUCCCCCCGAAUCCAAGCCCAACAUCACCCCUCUCGCCAUCUUGGCCCAUGUUCUCGGCGCCAUCCAGCCCUAUGCCCACCUCAUCCACGUCCAGCGACUCAUCCCCCGUCAGCACACCUUUCCGGAAGGCAAAAGCCUUGUACGCCUGCAAGGCUGAGCACGACUCCGAGCUUUCAUUCACAGCAGGCACGGUCUUCGAUAAUGUUCAUCCAUCUCAGGAGCCUGGCUGGUUGGAGGGGACUCUGAAUGGAAAGACUGGCCUCAUCCCUGAGAACUACGUGGAGUUCCUCUAACCAUGGGCCCCAGCGGAACUGCUGAGCUUUACAUGGUAUCCAUGACAACUGCUGAUUCCAGUGUUGUAGACCAUUUCUCUUUGGCACUGAGAAACGCAGAGUGACAGACUCUGUUGAUACCUGUCAACAUGGACAUUUCUGUGGACUCUGGUGUAACCUAUCCCCAUGAUCAUCUCAGAUGAUGCACAGCAAUACUGCAGGAAACAAGUAAAUUGUCAGAGGCAGCCAUUUGACUCUGAUAACACAGAAAAAAAGCUUGCAAAAGCAUUUUCUCAUGAGUGCCCUAAGUAGGGAGCACUCUUUUUUUUUUUCAACAGCCAUCCAAACCCCAACCUUCUGAAAGAGGAAGUAAGAUAAAAGUAGUCCCUAAGACCAUACAACAUAGCUAAGUCCAACAGAAGUGAGCAGAGAAGUUGACUGGGUCCAUGGCUUUUGUUUACCAUAGACACUGUCUCUACUUCACCUCUAAAUACUUGAGACCCACUGCUACAGGCAGCAGGGCCUGUUUGCAUGCAGGAUGGAAAGGGGUUAUGGCACUGUUUACAUAAGAUCCAAUCUCUCACCAUCUCUGAAGCAGCAUUUGGCUCAUCAGCAGCAGAACUCAGUCCAGCCUUCUUAUGCACAGGAACACACACACCCCACGAACCCCCUCCCAAGCAAAGAACUUCUCUGCCACGAAGAAGGCUGCCAUCACCUAGUAACUAUGGCAACUCAACCUACUCUAAAACCAAA
Molecule: messenger RNA, 3371 nt
Organism: Orycteropus afer afer
Lineage: Eukaryota; Metazoa; Chordata; Mammalia; Tubulidentata; Orycteropodidae
Source: RefSeq, a predicted model, not a curated record